Molecule: messenger RNA, 1447 nt
Organism: Morone saxatilis (striped sea-bass)
Lineage: Eukaryota; Metazoa; Chordata; Actinopteri; Moronidae
Gene: gabarapa
Product: GABA(A) receptor-associated protein a
Exons: 4
Coding region: 151-519 (122 amino acids)
Biological process (GO): autophagosome assembly; macroautophagy; cellular response to nitrogen starvation
Cellular component (GO): cytosol; autophagosome membrane; autophagosome
Molecular function (GO): GABA receptor binding; ubiquitin protein ligase binding
Source: RefSeq, a predicted model, not a curated record
AAACAGCUGUGGCGAGCUAAAAGCGGCUAGUUAGCAUCGUUUGUUUUUGUCGUGUGUGGCAGCGAGUUGAUCCGCUGCUCGAGAGAAAACCCCGCAGCACACACAGAGUCCACGAGUGACCGACUCGUUGUCCGUCACCUCUUGUUCACCAUGAAGUUCCAGUACAAAGAGGAGCACCCUUUUGAGAAAAGGCGGUCCGAAGGCGAGAAAAUAAGGAAGAAGUAUCCGGACAGGGUCCCAGUAAUUGUGGAGAAAGCCCCCAAAGCCAGAAUAGGAGAUCUGGACAAGAAGAAAUACCUUGUCCCCUCCGACCUGACAGUGGGACAGUUUUACUUCCUCAUCCGGAAAAGAAUCCACUUGCGAGCUGAAGAUGCUCUCUUCUUCUUUGUAAACAACGUCAUUCCACCCACCUCAGCUACCAUGGGACUGUUGUACCAGGAGCACCAUGAAGAGGACUUUUUCCUCUACAUUGCCUACAGUGAUGAGAGUGUGUAUGGGAGCAGCCAAAGGGAAAUCUGAUCCCACUACCACCCCCCUCCAACCACUACCCACCUUUCUGAGACCUCCACCAUUCAUUCAUUUAAAUAUUAAAUCCAGCAGCCUAGAGUUCCCAGAGUAAAUAUGUCGAAUGCACUUUCACUACUCAUACAUUACCCCUCUCCCAUCCACUUAUGUCUUUAUUAUUCUGCAGUCUGAAUUGUAUUUGCCUCCACUUUUUCUCUUGCGGUAGCGACUUGGGUUAAGUGGUUCACGUGGCCAGUUAUUUUUCUAGCGUCAUAAUUGAGCAUAUUUUACUGGAAACGUGGAGAAAGAAUUAACAAAAUAAUGUUAGAAUUAGGCCGUAAUUAGUAACCCCCCAGAUAAAGAGAAGAGAGGCAUAGUAUGUGAGUUCAAAUCCGCUCUUAUUGACAAUGAAUAUAGUUAUUGGGUGUCUGUUUUUGUUGGCUUGCAGGAGGAUAAAGUGCGUUUAGAGUUUAGGGUAGGAAAUUUAAUGGCAUCUACCAGUUGAAGGCAGGUUAUUUUCAGUGUCCGGCAGAGUAAAGGAUAACUGUUUUGCAGCAGUUCUUUUCCUAGAAAAAAAAAAAAAUGAACUGGCUAGAUAAUUAUUAGGUUUAAAUUUAGCGGCUGUGAAUGAGAAUUUAGUGCGCUGCCCCUCAUCUGACCUUAACAAGGAGCAUAAUAGAAUUCAGACUUAACAAUCAUCCUCUGCUUUCAGUGGUAAGACUAUUAUGUUGACUGCUACUAUGAUUAUUGUUGUUAUUAUUGUUAAUUUUGGAUGGCUUAAUUUCUAAAGGUAUUGUAAAGAGUGCAAUUUUCUCUUCUUUUUUUUUUAAGUUUGUCUCCUUUUUUUUAAAAAAAAAAAAAGAUUUGAACUCUGUAUCCAGCUGCAUUACUGGCUCUUUCUCUCCACUCAUGACCAUACAUGAUAAAAUGUGAUGAAAAGUUA